AUGGCUUCAAGUACAACAGUCAAAAUUGCUGAAUUCCGUCGUCUAUUAUCUCAUGCUCAUUCAGUGCUCGUAUUAACCGGUGCAGGAAUAUCAGCUGAAUCUGGUAUUCCAACAUUUCGUGGUGCUGGAGGACUUUGGAGACAAUUUAAAGCUACAGAUUUAGCAACUCAAACAGCUUUUGCACGCUCACCUUCUCUUGUUUGGGAAUUCUAUCAUUAUCGUCGAGAACUCGUUCGAACCAAACAACCAAAUAAGGCUCACAUUGCAUUAGCAAAAGCUGAAAAACGAUUCGAAAAAGAAGGGAAACGAUUUAAUGUUAUAACACAAAAUGUUGAUGGACUUCAUCGAAGAGCAGGAACAAAAAACUUAAUUGAAAUGCAUGGAAAUCUUUUUAUGGUUCAAUGUACUUUGUGUCAAUUUAUUGAAGAAAAUGAUUCAAGUCCAAUUUGUGAAUCAUUAAGAAAUCGAGGAUCACCUGAUGUAAAUCCUCCUGAAAUAGAUGAAAAAGAUCUUCCUCGUUGUACGAAAUGCAAAUCUCUUGUUCGUCCUCAUAUUGUUUGGUUUGGUGAACACAUCUGGGAUGAUGUUUUAGAAAAAAUUCAAAAAGAAAUUCAAUUAUGUGACUUAUUUAUAGUUAUUGGAACAUCAUCUGUGGUUUAUCCAGCAGCUGGAUAUGCAUCGAUUCUUGCUGAGAGAAAUAUUCCCAUUGCUGAAGUUAAUAUUGAAACAACACCUUCAACUUCGAUUGCAACUUACCACUUCCAUGGUCCUGCUGCCCAAAUUAUUCCUCAAUUAUUAUCAGUUAAUCUUAAUAAUGAAUAA
Rotaria socialis is the source of this 822-nucleotide messenger RNA. The record is from the annotation of a GenBank genome assembly. Lineage: Eukaryota; Metazoa; Rotifera; Eurotatoria; Philodinida; Philodinidae.